CGCCAUCUUUCAAGAAGGAUACACGUGCCUUGAUCCUUCACAAUGGUUAGAUACUCAUCUGAGCCCGAUAAUCCUUCAAAAUGUGCGAAAGCACGAGGCGCAUACCUCCGUACAAGUUUCAAGAACAUGAGAGAAACAGCCAAUACCAUUAAAGGCAUGCCAUUAGCCAGAGCCACAAGAUAUUUGAAAAAUGUCAUGGAGAAGAAAGAAAUAGUUCCCUUCAACAGAUUCAAUGGCGCUGUCAGUAAUCAUGCCCAGGCCAAGAAUUUCAAAUCCAUGCAGGGUCGAUGGCCAAAGAAAAGUGCAGAUUUUCUGCUUCAGCUUUUAAAAAAUGCUGAAAGCAAUGCUGAAUUUAAGGGUUUGGAUACUGAUCAUUUGGCCAUUACCCACAUGCAGAUUAACAUGGCCCCUAAAAUUCGAAGACGACUUUAUAGAGCUCAUGGUAGAAUCAAUCCCUUCAUGAGCACCCCCUGUCAUAUUGAGUUGAUUUUGACUGAAAAAGAAGAAAUGGUACCAAAACCAGCUGGUGGUGAAGAUGAGCCUGUCAAACGAAAAGUUUCCAAGAAGAAGCUGGCUCGUCAAAAGGCAAAAAUGAGGGACUAAAUUUGAAGAUUAUGAAAAUAAAAAAAAAUAAAAAUUCAGUACUUUCUCAUUCUUUCCUCCCCCCCAAAUCACGCCUACAAAGUGUCCAAAGCGUGUGGCCAUGUUUUUAAUGUAGUGCAAGGCUUAAAGGGAUUAUUAAAGGAAAUCCUUAUCCAUUUGUUGUAAUCUUAUGACAAGCAGACUGACCCGUUAUUCAGAUUAUUUGUCAUUAAUCAUGUUUCCAUUUGAUGGAAAAGGAAUGUAUACACUUUUUGUAUGAACAUAUUUUUCUUUAAUAAACACCAUUUAUACACAUUUUA
Molecule: messenger RNA, 902 nt
Organism: Lottia gigantea (owl limpet)
Lineage: Eukaryota; Metazoa; Mollusca; Gastropoda; Lottiidae
Exons: 2
Coding region: 43-603 (186 amino acids)
Biological process (GO): cytoplasmic translation
Cellular component (GO): cytosolic large ribosomal subunit; ribosome
Molecular function (GO): structural constituent of ribosome
Source: RefSeq, a predicted model, not a curated record